AUGGGACUACGCUCCUUCUCGUGCAUAUGCCCGCGGGCCCGCGACCCAUCCACGAAGACCUCCACGAAGACCUCCAAAGCAUCCACACCUCCUAUCCACAUAACCGAUUCAACCCAAAGCACGUCCCCGCCUCAAACAAGAACAAUACCGCAUUCCACAGCCACAACACCCACUCUCCCGACCCCCAACCCUCCACCCAAACCAACAGACACAGACACCGCCUCCGCCACAUCCUCCCACCUCACCCCAAUCCAAACCAUCGCAGUAGUGCUCAGCUCGAUCUUCGGCACGCUCGUCUCGAUCCUCAUCUGCCGCCGCUGCUGGAUCCAGUGGCGGCUGCGCCGGCGGAGGCAGGAGCGGGAGGCUGGUGGGAGUGCGGGCGGGAGUGGGAGGAGCAGUCGGAAGAGUAGUAGAAGGAGUGUUUGGGAGUGGGUUGGUGGUGGUGGAAAGGAUGCGGCGAAGGGUAUGGCGCCUGGUGAUGCAGGUGGUGGUGUUGGUGUUUUGGGAAGUGGAUUUCGACAUCGGCAUGUUGAGAAGGAGGCAGGGAAGGUGAAGCAGGGCUAG
This is a messenger RNA of Cyphellophora attinorum, 564 nucleotides long. RefSeq lists its product as uncharacterized. Bases 1 to 564 code for a protein of 187 amino acids. The transcript has a single exon. NCBI's taxonomy places the organism in Eukaryota, Fungi, Ascomycota, Eurotiomycetes, Chaetothyriales, Cyphellophoraceae. The record is from RefSeq and is a predicted model, not a curated record.